Entamoeba nuttalli P19 is the source of this 1530-nucleotide messenger RNA. RefSeq lists its product as hypothetical. The transcript has a single exon. Bases 1 to 1530 code for a protein of 509 amino acids. The record is from RefSeq and is a predicted model, not a curated record. NCBI's taxonomy places the organism in Eukaryota, Evosea, Mastigamoebida, Endamoebidae. Gene Ontology annotation, biological process: endosomal transport. Gene Ontology annotation, cellular component: late endosome; AP-type membrane coat adaptor complex; cytosol.
AUGAUAUCUUUUAGAGGGAUUUGGAUUAUUCAAAGGAAACGUAGUGACUUUAUCGAUCGAGUUGAAACGUCAACAUCACAAAGUGAAUUUUAUGAUUAUUCUGUUAUCUUUUCAAAACAAUUUCCGACAGUUAAUCAAAGAUUAAAAAGUUUACAACAAGAGAGAUAUAGUAAUCUUCCAAAAGACAAUGAGAUGUGUGAUUAUCUUAAACAAGCCAUUGAAUUUUCUACACAUAUAUCACAUGAAGUUAAAACAGAAGAUACAGUAAUUAUUUCUCCUGAUGCACCAAUGAUUUUUACACUUUCCUUUUUAGGAAAAGAUCCAAUUUCUUGUGUUUAUUCAGUUAAAAACAAUUCAACAUUUUUUAUUACUAUUCCAGCUGUAUUAUCACCUUCAGAACAAAGACAUUAUAUCAAACAAAAGAAUAUAUUAAUGGGAAUAAGCUUUUUAGAAGGUAUAGAAAAAUUAUGUGGAAAAUUUUUUGAUAGUGAAAAGAAAAGAACAAAAGAAGAAUAUAACCAAGCAUUAAAUUAUGAACUUGCAAGAAAAUUACAAAUAAGUUGUCCAUAUGGUACUCCAAUAGAAAGUUUAGAUAGUGAAUGGAUUAAAUCAUUAAUUAAAUUAGAAGAUAAAACGAAAAAAACAAAUAAAAAUAAUUCUAGUAUUAAUAGAAGAUUUAAUAUUUCAGAACUUUUAUUAUAUUCUAACGAAGAAAAUACUCAAGAUGGAAAUUUGUCUAUCAUUGGAUUUAAAGGAGUUGUUCAAGCAGAAUUAAAUCUUCAAGGAGCACCUGAAAUGUCAUUAGGAUUUUGUAUUGGUAAAGAAGGAAAUGUGAAUUUAGACCAAGUUAUACAAAAUUUAUCAUUAUAUUAUUCUGCUAUUCCAACUUCAACAAUAGAAAAUUUUGCUACUGACAUUAAAAUUUCUCCACCAAAUUAUCCAUUUAAUUUAUGUUAUUAUAAUGUUAAUCCUGAAUUAUCUAUAUCUAAUACUAAAACUAUUCAACAAUUAUUUACUGCAUCUUAUAUUAUUGAUUAUGAUCAUUCUGUAUUUAAAAUUCAAAUUAUAAUUGAUGUCGAUCCAGUAUUUACUAGACUUAAAUAUGAUGUUGUUUCUAUAGAAAUUCCAUUAUAUGGAGUUAAGUUAGAUAGUAUUACUAAUUAUUCACCAGCAAAUCAAAUGUUUACUCAACCAGAAAAAAUAAAUGAUCAUUUACUUACUAAAAUUAUUAAAUUUGAUGAAAAUAAUAGAGCAAUUAUUGCAUUCCAAUUCACUGCUGAAAUUAAUGAAGAAGUUACUGAAUAUCUUCGAAUAAGAAAACCUUCAUUUAUUUCUGAUAUACAAAAUACUUUUAAACCUCAUAUUAUCAUUAAAACAAAAUUACAAUCUUCAUUAUCUGGAUUUAACAUUGAUACUAGAAAAAUUACUGUCGUAGGAACUAAAACACCUUACCAAUUCUCUAUUCAACAAGAAACUGCUAUUGAAGCUGUUAUCUUUGCUAGACAUUUAUAUGGUGAAAUUAAUCAAUAG